AUGGUGGAGCACAACGGCCUGGACAUUAUGUGCCUGAACAAAUACUGUAACAGUUCAUCCUCAUCGUCCAGCUCCGAGCAAGACAAGAAGAUUUUUUCCAAGUUGAGACUCAGUUUAUCAGAGGAUUACCCGAGGAAAAACGCAGAGAUCCUCAGCGGCCAGUACGGCACCAAUGUGCUGCUGAUCGGGGCGGCGUUGAUGCUCGCUAUUGCGCACCAUGGCCCAUCUGUCAAAGAGGAGCACCUGUUGUCCUUCGUUGCCUGCCUGAUGAUGCUCCAGCUGAUCUGGAUGAUGUGGUACAUCCUGGUGCGGGACAGACAGAAGAACACGCGGACUGACAAAGAUGUUCACGCAACUACGUGCUGGAUUAGAGGUAAAUCUAAGGAUUACGCACAAAUUUUAAAGUUGAAAUUCAAUGUUUCUCUUUUCUCAUUCUUGGAGAUUACAAAAGCAGAGAUUUUUUUCCUGCAUGUCUUUACCACAGAAACAAUUUUGAUAAAACCUUAAGUGUGUAGGCUGUUAAAAGUAAGGAAAUCUGAAAUCUAGCUUGUUUUCAUAUACAGUCAAAUAAAUUCACACGUUUUCUUGAAUACGUGGCAACUACAACUUUAUCUUUAUUUUUUUCCUCUUUACAGGUGGUUUGACUCUUCUCGCUCUCCUCUCCCUCAUCAUGGACGCUUUCCGAAUCGGGUAUUAUGUUGGCUAUCAGUCUUGUGUGUCGGCUGUUCUCGGGGUAUAUCCUGUCAUUCAUGCGACUCACACCAUAGCGCAGGUAAGUUUACAACCCUACUUUAAUUUCAAUAAAGUGAUAAUCUUUCAGCUGCUUUAGACACCGUGUCUUUUUUCCAGGCAGGUCUUUGAAUAAUGUGCUCUUUGUUGCUGAGGCAAGUACAGAGUUGCUGCAACAAUAUAAUCCUGUCAUUGUCCAUGAUUUUCAAGUGCAACUGCAUACAUCCAGGGAAGACUGGUUUAUCAAAAGAAAAAGUUCCAUUCAGCUUUUACUUAUGAGGAAUAGUUUGCCUGAGUUACUUGAUCAUUUUUAUCUAUUUCUGUUUAGGUGCAUUUUCUCUGGUUCCACAUCAAGGAUGUCAUCAAGAGCUUUGAAACAUUUGAGAGGUAAUUUUACGCCAACAGUUAAAUGUUACGACCCCCAUAAAUCAACAAACAAAACAUGAAAUAGCUGUCAUAAAUACUCUUCAAGCAGACACAUUAAAAACUACUAAGUGAGUGAUCUUCAACCUUGUUUUUGAUUGUUUGACUUCUCAGAUUUGGUGUAAUCCAUGCUGUGUUUACCAACCUCCUCCUAUGGUGCAACGGUGUGAUGUCAGAGGCUGAACACUUCUUGAACAACCACAAGAGAAGGCUCUCUGCCCUGGGCUACGGAAACCUCAGCAUAGGUAAGGGCCAAGGGGUCGAUUGCUGGCUUGUACCUGGAGGAAAAGUACAAUAGUCCACUUGAGAGCUCACUUCAAUGGAUGAAAGAAAAAGGGAGGAGAGGAGGGUCUGUGAGGGGGAGAAAGGUUAGCCCAGCAGCCCAGUGGGUCUUGUUUGUGUCGAACGUCCCUCUAUUAGGUUUCAGGAGACAAACAGUGGUGCUAGCACUGAGGCCCCCCUCCUCAGCCUUUUCCCCACACUUAAAGCCUCCACCACCCUCCUUGGCCACCCCCUGCUUGACCUCAGACGGCUUUGUCCUCAGGCCGCUUAUUCCCAAGGGUGCUGCAAUUACAGUAACUGAUACAUCUAAGCCCAGGGUUGGGGGGUUCAGCUGCUCCUCCUCAUAUCCGGCUGACUAUGAGGCUGGCUGCACCCUGACUGUUGUUCCCUUUUUAAUUAAAGGGUGCAGUAACAUGGUGGUGGCCUCUGGUGGGUGAGGGGCGGGGGGGAGAUGAGAGGGGGCACACGGCAGGUUUUGUUAUGAUGGUCACCAGAUGGCAACAGCGGUAACUUUCAGCUGUAGAGAAGAAUUACAAGAAUUCAGAUCGAAAGCUAUGCUUUAAAUGUUGUAAAAGUCACCAUACUACAGUUAAUCAAAAAACAAAAAGCUAUGGUCGCGUAUGUUUUAAAAUGAAUCGAAAUUACAACAACGUUCUUAUAUUUAUGUGCCAAAACUUGUCUGCAGCCCUAAGGCAAUUAAGAUGCAGCUCAAGCCCUAGGUCCUUCUUUUUACUGUUUGCGAGGGACAAAAACGUGUGCCAAAUGUGCAAAGGGCCCCCACUCUAUUAAAAAAAAAAGGAAAACAAAUAAACAGAAAACAACAAAUAACAUGAGGGUAAUAGAAAGGGAUGCAUUAUAUGAACGUUUUGGAGCCAAGACUACUUUCUUAAAAAUAACCAGAUUUUGAUGGCCAAUACUAAUAAGAUGCACAUCUGAAAGUCAAAAAACAAAACAUUCAUGUUCAUAACUUACUUAACUGAUCAGCUCCUCAUUUAUCAGAUGCACCUCUGGUGUGUUAAAAUGUCUUGGUUAGGUUAGGGUUAUCUUGCAGCUUUUUAAAAUUUGUUUGCACCUGCAAAAAAAUUAUACACAGGGUAUGAAAGCACAGAGGAAAUGUGCUACAGGAUGUGGAAAACUGGGAUGCACAAAGAUAUACACAGAUUGGUCAUAACAUUUAUGACCACUUGUGCAAACUUGUAAUCCAAUACAACAGCUUGACCAUAAACUCAACAUUCAUGAAGCCUUUGCAGUUUUAUUUUUCCAGUCAUGUUAGAAAGUCUCAGGAACCUUGCAGUGAGAAGGCUUGUUGCAGAAGAUGAAUGCUCAAAAUUUGAUUUAAAGAGUUUGAAAGUUUGAGUAUGACCUGAAUUUACUGCAUUACCAACACUAACAAACUCCGCUUCGGUCAGCGGUGCUCCAAAAAAAAGUCAAAAACAAGUGUUUGUUGUGCACUCAGUGAGGUCAAGGGAAGAUUACACUUUUUACCUUUUCUUGAGAAUGAAGUUCAGAAAUUAUACUUCUUCUAAAAUGUAUUUCCUAAUACAUAUAUUUCAUUCUUGUUUCUAUUUUAGAAAUCAUGCAUUUUGUUUCUCACAUGUUCUGGCAGCACAUUUAUUUAUCCUGUAAAGGACGGAUGUGUAAUGAUGAACACUGUCUCAAAAGAAAAAUAAGUAACUCAUCAUUCUGUCAUGUUUCUAAUUCAGUUCUGUGUGUUUGUUUGUUUUUCAGUUCACUCAGAUCCUCACUGUAACUGCACCACCAGCACUUGCUCCAUGUUCUCCAGCAGCCUUUACUUCCUCUAUCCUUUCAACAUUGAAUAUCAUAUCUUCGUUUCCGCCAUGCUCUUUGUUAUGUGGAAGAACAUCGGACGGACUAUUGACCUCUCUGUAAACCAGAAAAGGCUGGCCACCAAAACCCAGAACCUGACUGUAGGCCCCAUUCUGGGUCUACUAGCGCUGGCAAGCACUAUCGGGAUCCUGGUAGUCUACAUCACUCAUGUAGAGGAGUCCCUUCAAACACGUCAGUCAGCUAUUUCCAUGUUCUACAUUUACGGCAUUGUCAUGCUGGUGUUCAUGAGUUCUGCUGGUGCCUCAGGUCUGCUCAUCUACCGGGCAGACCACGUGCCACUGGACACCAACAAGAACCCUUCCAGACAGCUGGACACAGAGCUUCUCUUUGGGUCCUCUAUUGGCUCCUGGCUCAUGUCUUGGUGCAGCAUAGUAGCUGUGUUGGGCUCCAACAGCAAUCCACCAUAUCGCUGGACCAAUCUAGUCUAUUCUCUGCUCAUUGUGCUGGAGAAGUAUGUCCAGAACCUCUUCAUCGUUGAGUCUCUGUAUCGUCAGCAAGAGGACAGGGAGAGGGACAACCCUGAGCUACCGGCUGCUCCAGAAAUCUUUUCGGUGACGUCCUCUUUGGCGCCGCCUUACAACGGCAUCAUCAACCGUGCCUAUGAGACCCCUGACAGGCCCUGUGUUACGAUUGAAAAUGAGCAGGAGGAGAUAGGACAGGUGUACAGGUGUCCGAGAAAACCCUCUGAAGUGCCGCUGACUGUUGGGAACAAAGAGGUGGAGCCCCGAAACAUAAAGAGGCAAAUCCUGAAGAACAUUGCAGUAUUCCUGCUGAUGUGCAACAUUUCGGUAAGCGAUUGUUCUGCUCCUGGUUUAAUUCAAUGAGGUUAAGUAGGUAUAAUGUACAGGUAAUUGCAACCAAUAAGCUGUUUUUCUCUUCAAAGGCAGGGCUUCUAUUAAAAUCAACUAUUUGGGCCGUGAAGGCAUUUAAUCAAAACCAAAAACAGGUUUAUAAAGAAGUACAUAGCUGUGAUCCAGAAAUUGCCUUCAUUUUUGCCUUCAUUAAAUUUGCUGUAAUAAAUAAUGUAAUGUAAUAUAAAAAAAGAGAUUUAUUUAAGUAAUGUGAAAAGAAUGCAAAAAAAAAAAAAAAGCCACAACGGAAGUUAAUGACGCAAAGUGGAAAGGUUAUUGUUUAAUUUCGCUUUGUAAACUUUUCAAUGUGUCAUUUGGUUUGGCCUUGUAGCCACCAAGUCGAUAUGAAGUUGAUCUGAAGGAUGCCGGUGUAGUGUUAGCUUCAGUUCACCUUCAUAUCGACUCAGGCGCUACAUGGCCUAACCAAAUGACACAUUGAAAAGCACACAAAGCGAAAUUAAACAAUUACCUUUCCACUUUUUUUGCUCAUCUUUUCGCUGUCGUCUUCUGUGCCUAGAUCGUAAAACACCGGUGCAUCAUCAUUAUUGGUCCCCGGCAGCUCACUUCCAUUGCGGCUUUUUCAAAUUUGCAUCCUUUUAUUUUCGCAGUAUUAUUUUUUUUUUCCAUCGCUACUUUUUUUUUUUUUUUUUUUUUUUUGCGUCAUGAACUUGCGUUCUUUUUUUAUUUGCAGCAGUGGUGGUUCCUGGCCACCGUACUUUUUAGGUGAAAACUCUGUUAAAAAAAUAACACACUCCUAGAGCCAGGUUUUUCCUGUAGGGUGAUUGUGAAAGUGAAUGAAUUUUAGAUUUUCAUUGAUAAAGCUUCAUCAACAGGACUUGAAUGCAAAAUAAAUGAAGCAAAGAGGCAAAUAUUGGCUCCCAUUUGCCACUUCAAAAAUUGAUAACUGGUUUAUUAUUUGUGUGUACCUUGUUGGCCUCCAAGUAGCUAAAUACCACUGGAUGCAGCUUUAAUAAUUCAGACCUUUGUCUUCCAGCUGUGGAUCCUUCCUGCCUUUGGCUGCCGGCCACAGUAUGACAACGGGUUGGAACAAGAGACAUUCGGCUUCAACAUAUGGACCACAGUUCUCAAUUUCGCCAUUCCCUUGAACCUUUUCUACCGGAUGCAUUCGGUCGCCUCCCUCUUCGAGGUGUUCCGCCGAGUCUGACAGCAUAACAGAUGACUGACAAUGCCUGAUAACAUUCACAGGAACACUUGUCACCACCGGCUCCCCAGAGUGUGUCUCACAGCACAGGUCAAGCGUUCCGGAGGCAGUCUGGGUCACACUUUGACAGACAUGAAAGCAAGCCGUG
Molecule: messenger RNA, 5443 nt
Organism: Xyrichtys novacula (pearly razorfish)
Lineage: Eukaryota; Metazoa; Chordata; Actinopteri; Labriformes; Labridae
Source: the annotation of a GenBank genome assembly